AUGGCUGAAUACUCGUCACAGACCGUGGCACAAUUGAAGGAACUACUCAAGGGGAGGGGUCUUUCCACUGACGGGAAAAAGGCUGAUCUUGUCAAGCGUUUGCAAGACGCUGAUAACGAGACUGAGAAGGCUCAGCCUGUGGAAGCUACCGUUGAAGUGACUGAAACCGAAACGGUUGCUACUGAAAUUCCUACUGAAGAAGCUCCGACUGAACAAGCUCAAUCUACUGAACUCACUGAUGCUACCGCUGAAGUCGCGUCGGAGGACAAGGAAGCUUCCAAGCCUGAGCCUAAAACGUUGACUCCUGAAGAGCGCAAGCUGUUAGCUGUAGACUUGUUGCAAAAGAAGAUUGCUCGAGCCAAGAAGUUUGGUGACGAUGCUGGUGCUGAAGAAGCGCAAAAGAAUCUUGCUCGUAUCGAGAAAUUUGGCGUGGAACCAGGUACCAAAUUGGCCACUGAAAUUGGCCUCAUUGACAGAAAUUUAGGCAGUGAGUUGAACUCGAAGAACUUCCGCAGAGGUAAAAAGAGACACGGCAAGGGUAAAGGUGGCCGUGGUGAUAAAAUUGGGAAAAAGUAA
Molecule: messenger RNA, 576 nt
Organism: Diutina rugosa
Lineage: Eukaryota; Fungi; Ascomycota; Pichiomycetes; Serinales; Debaryomycetaceae
Exons: 1
Coding region: 1-576 (191 amino acids)
Biological process (GO): poly(A)+ mRNA export from nucleus
Cellular component (GO): nucleus
Source: RefSeq, a predicted model, not a curated record